Messenger RNA from Heterocephalus glaber (naked mole-rat), 2082 nucleotides. RefSeq names its product CEA cell adhesion molecule 20 (gene Ceacam20). Gene Ontology annotation, cellular component: cell surface. NCBI's taxonomy places the organism in Eukaryota, Metazoa, Chordata, Mammalia, Rodentia, Bathyergidae. The record is from RefSeq and is a predicted model, not a curated record. Gene Ontology annotation, biological process: heterophilic cell-cell adhesion.
AGGGCUCUUGGAAUUCCCUCUCUCUGUGCUGGCUGGAAAAGGAAAGUGAGACCCAGGGGUGAGGUGCAGAGGUGAGGCCAAAGUUCCUUCCCUGCUGCUACCCCCGUCUCUGUGGAGCCACUGUCAGCUGUCACCAUAGGGUGUGUGACUUUGCUGCAGGGUGGGAGGGGAGAGCCAGGAGGCAGUGAGGCCGCAGCGGGAGUGGAGACUGAGUCUGAGAGGGAGCUCUGGAGUCAGACAGCCUGGCACGCUGUGGACCCAUGGGCUUGGCUGCUUUAUGGAGCUGCUGGUGGACAGGAGUCCUGCUCUCAGCCUCACUGUUGACCAUAUGGAAUCUCCCAGCCGAAGCUCAGCUUGCCCUCCAGGCCGGCCCACCUAACACCCAAAAAUUGCUGGCCAAGCCCACCAUUUCAACCAGCCAGGGUAUUGUCAUAGAGCACAGGGGAGUGGUGACCUUCCGCUGUUACACUGUGAACAUCAAUGUCUCUAUCCACUGGGUCUCCAACAAUAUCCCCCUUGUGUUAAAUGAGCGCAUGCAGCUGUCUGCAGAUGGCAAGAGCCUCACCAUCUUCACUGUCCAGCGAGAGGAUGCAGGGAUUUACCAAUGUGAAGUCUGGGGUGCCUCUGAGGUCCAGAGCAGUGACAUCACCCUUCUGGAGGUGUACUAUGGUCCUGACCCUGUUGAGAUCAAGGUGGAUUCAGGCAUCCUCAGGGGGGGCGUAGUUGAGGUGACAAAGGGCUCCACUGUGAACUUCCAGGCGGAAACACAGAGUUACCCUGCUGCCACCUAUACCUGGUACCUCCCCAAUGACUCUAUCCUGCCUCCUACCACAAGAACACUUACCAUCCCUGCAGUGUCUGGGAAAGAUGAGGGCAUCUACAGGUGCCUGGUGUUCAACAGUGCCACCCACAUGUCCCACCUGGGCGCUCUUAAAGUCCUCGUCCUUGCGUCCCAGCAAAGUCUGGCCAAGCCUUGCGUGGUGUCCCCAAGCAUGGAUUUCGUGGAGAACACCAGCUCCGUGGCCCUGACCUGCCAGUCCACCUAUGAGGGGAUCAGCGUCCGCUGGUUCCGGGAGGGUCGGGCCCUCCUGCCCAGUGAGCGCCUGGUGCUGUCAACGGACAACAGAACCCUGGUCAUCCAUAGUCUCCAGCGGGAUGACACAGGCCCUUACCAGUGUGAGAUCUGGACCUGGGACAGAGAAGCAUGGAGCGACCCCCUCUGGCUGACCAUCAACUACGGCCCAGACCGAGUGGACAUCACCAGGGACACGGUGUCAGUGGUGCUCAGCACCGUGGAGGUGAAGCUCGACUCCAACCUGACCCUGCAGUGUUGGGCUGAGUCCCAGCCGGGCGCCCAGUACUGCUGGAGCUGUGAGCACCUGGGUGGGGAGUACACGGGGGGACAGCUGGUCAUCACCGCCGUGACCUGGGCGCACCAGGGCGCCUGCAGCUGCACAGCCUCCAACCCUCUGACCGGCCUGGCCCGCUCAGCCUCCAUCCUGGUCCACGUGGUGGGUUCCCAGUCACCCUCCCUGUCUGCGGGAACCAUCGCUGGCAUCGUCACUGGAGUCCUGAGUGUCAUUGCUCUGGUGGCAGGACUGGGCUAUUACAGCAGAAAGGCCGGAUGGCUCUCAAAGAUAUUAGGAGAUGAUCCCGUGUCCAAGGCCUCACAACCUACUUCCGGGAGGAAGCACUCUACAGAGCCCAGCGCAGACAAGCCGAGGCCUUUGAGUUUCAGAAUACCUGAGAUCCAGGAACACACCAGAGUCAAUCAGAUGUUCUGGUCAGCACCCCCACAGCACUUCUAUGAGACGAAACUACCUCCAGCAAUCCCAGGAGGCUUUGCUCUCAGACCCAGGAAUCCACAGUCCAAACUUCCAGAGCUUCCAGUGGGCCCCUUUCUACCAGAAAAAAACAGGGAGUCAAACUACCAGACACUCAUACAUCCAGAUGAUGACAUUUACUGCCAAAUAGGCUCCAAAGCCUAACAGAAGCAGAGAUCCUUUCUCCAGAAGUUCUAGAGAAACCAUGCUACAUCACGAUGUAUUUAAUGACAUUUAUUGAAUGCAUACUAUAAUCCAA